Messenger RNA from Papaver somniferum (opium poppy), 2358 nucleotides. Its product is annotated as probable leucine-rich repeat receptor-like protein kinase At1g35710. The record is from RefSeq and is a predicted model, not a curated record. The coding region runs from base 18 to 2339 and encodes 773 amino acids. Gene Ontology annotation, biological process: hormone-mediated signaling pathway. Lineage: Eukaryota; Viridiplantae; Streptophyta; Magnoliopsida; Ranunculales; Papaveraceae. Gene Ontology annotation, molecular function: protein binding. The transcript has a single exon. Gene Ontology annotation, cellular component: plasma membrane.
UCUUUCAAUUUCCAAAAAUGUUGUUACAAGUAAUAUUUGCGUUGUCUUUGGUUUCAACGUACAAUGCUGGUGUCUUUUCUUUUGAUUCAUCGUCUCCUUCUUUAAAUCACAGAAAACAGUUACAUUCAGUAGAAGAAGAAGUAGAGUCGCUCUUGAAAUGGAAAUCAACCCUAGGUAACCAACCCCAUUCUUACCUCCACUCCUGGAAAAGAAGUUCAGUUGCAAAUACAACGAGUCCAUGCAAGUGGUUCGGAAUCACUUGCAACAACGAGGGAAGCGUCACUGAAUUGAAUUUAACUAAUUCAAAUUUACAAGGUACACUUCAAAGUUUUAACUUCUCAUCUUUUGCGAACUGUGUCAGUCUUGACUUGAGCAACAAUAAACUCUCUGGAUCCAUUCCCUCUCAAAUCGGUAGUCUUUCAAAACUUACCCACUUUGAUCUAUCCAUGAAUAAGUUUUCCGGACAUAUUCCACUAGAAAUUGAAUUCCUCACAAAUAUGAGUUUGUUAGACCUUUCUCAAAAUCAGAUAACUGGUUCAAUUCCUGCUUCUAUAUGCAAUCUGAACAACCUAACCCCUCUAUAUCUUGAUGAAAAUAAAUUGUCUGGUUACAUUCCUCAAGAUAUCGGAAAGAUGAUAUCUCUUACUGAGCUUGCAUUUUCCAUAAACUAUCUCAUUGGUCAAAUCCCUACUUCUAUUUGUAACCUUAGCAACCUAAAUACUUUAUAUCUUCAUACAAAUAAACUGUCUGGUUAUAUUCCUCGAGAAAUCGGAAAGCUAAAGUCUCUUAUUAACUUGGAAUUGUCAAAAAACAAUCUUAUUGGUCAAAUCCCUACUUCUAUAGGUAACCUUAGCAACCUAAAUAUUUUGCACCUUUAUGAAAAUAAGUUGUCUGGUUUUAUUCCUCUAGAAAUCGGAAAGCUAAAGUCUCUCAUUGACUUGGAGUUGAGCACAAACAAUCUCAACGGCCCGAUCCUCGCAUCAAUAUGUAACCUUAGCAACCUAAAUAUUUUGUACCUUUAUGAAAAUAAGUUAUCUGGUUUUAUUCCUCUAGAAAUCGGAAAGCUAAAGUCUCUCAUUGACUUGGAGUUGAGCACAAACAAUCUCAACGGUCCGAUCCCCGCAUCAAUAUGUAACCUUAGCAACCUAAAUACUUUAUACCUUCAUACAAAUAAGUUGUCUGGUUAUAUUCCUCUAGAAAUCGGAAAGCUAAAGUCUUUCAUUGACUUGGCGUUGAGCAGAAACAAUCUCAACGGUCCGAUCCCCGCAACAAUAUGUAACCUUAGCAACCUAAAUGCUUUGUACCUUUAUGAAAAUAAGUUGUCUGGUUAUAUUCCUCUAGAAAUGGGAAAGCUAAAGUCUCUUGUUACUUUGGAGUUGAACAUAAACAAUCUCAAUGGUCCAAUUCCAGCUUCUAUUGGUAAUCUUGGGCAACUAACCACUUUAGUUCUUGGUGACAAUAAACUCUCCGGAAAUAUUCCACUCAAAAUUGGAAGACUAAAGUCUCUUACAAGCUUAUAUUUGUACGGUAAUUAUCUCAUUGGUCAAGUUUUUGUUCCUUUAUGCAAUUUGACUAAUCUAAGAAAUUUGAGCAUUUCCGAGAAUCAUUUCUAUGGUAUCAUUCCUCAAGAUAUUGGAAGUCUACAUUCUCUUACUGAAUUAGAGAUAUCAACAAAUAGUUUCCAUGGUCGAAUCCCUAUUUCUUUAGGUAAUUUGAGCAACUUGAACUCUCUGGUCCUUUUUGAAAAUCAACUUUCUGGUCCAAUUCCUCAAGAAAUCGGAUGGUUAAGAUUUCUUACUCGAUUACAACUGAGCAAAAACAAUCUAACCGGUUCAAUUCCUACUUCUUUAUGUAAUUUAAGCAACCUAAACACCUUGUACCUUUAUAAAAAUCAACUUUCCGGUUCAAUUCCAGAAGAAAUCUGGAAACUAAAUUCUCUCAUGCAAAUUGAAUUGUCGAGAAACUAUCUGACUGGUCCAAUCCCUUCUUCUAUAUGCAAUCUUAGCAAACUUAACAGAUUGUACGUUCAGGAGAAUCAGUUAUCUGGCACCAUUCCUCUUGACAUUGCAAGGCUAAGCUCUCUUUCUGAAUUUGGAAUACACAAAAACAAUCUCAUUGGUCAAAUCCCUGCUUGUUUAUGUAAUUCGACAGUCGGAAUGCUACAGCAUCUGUAUCUAUCUGAGAAUCAGCUUACUGGACCAAUACCCAAACAACUUGGAGAAUGUCCAGACUUACUCGAACUGGAUUUGAGUAGAAACAGUUUGAACGGAAGCAUUCCACUUGAGAUUGGAGGCUUGAUUUCAAUACAGAUCGAUCCUAUUGGAUCUCAGUCAAAAUGAGUUGAGUGGAGAAAUACCG